Protopolystoma xenopodis is the source of this 333-nucleotide messenger RNA. NCBI's taxonomy places the organism in Eukaryota, Metazoa, Platyhelminthes, Monogenea, Polystomatidea, Polystomatidae. The record is from the annotation of a GenBank genome assembly.
GGGUCUCUCGUCCGCCUCUUCCGCCUCGGGCAUGUGAAAUCCGCCAAGAAGUGUGCUGCCCCAUGUCGCCUGCUGACUAUCCGCAUCAGUGCUUCCCCUUCUCUCUGCACAUUCGCCAAUCCGAAGGCGUUGCCCACUCUUCAUCCGCCUGAACGACUGCUUGGUCAUUCCUUAUUAGAGUUCUGCUUUAAUCUCGUUCAUCUGCGGCUGUUUGUGCUUCUGGUGCUGCUUGAUGCGUCAUGCCUCUCAAAAGGAGGCUUGUCUUCUGAGAGAGCUUGCCAGGACAAUUUAUGGCCUUCACAACAAUCGCUUCUAGAAGGUUCUUUUUCGUGA